This is a messenger RNA of Colletotrichum karsti, 2388 nucleotides long. Its product is annotated as transporter Avl9. The record is from RefSeq and is a predicted model, not a curated record. The transcript is spliced from 4 exons. NCBI's taxonomy places the organism in Eukaryota, Fungi, Ascomycota, Sordariomycetes, Glomerellales, Glomerellaceae. The coding region runs from base 1 to 2388 and encodes 795 amino acids. Gene Ontology annotation, cellular component: cytoplasm.
AUGGAUACUCCCGAGGUCGCGACGCCUACGUCCGGCGUAGCCACGCCGCUGACUGUGCCGUCGACCCCGGCGAAGCCAGGCUUCAUACCACUCGUCACGGUCGUUGACUUCCACCAUGCCCGCGGACCUGAGGUAGAGAUGUGGUUUGGUGUGCCCGAGGGAAGCGAUCCGGCCGCCGACUACGACUGGGGAUUGCUACCGUUCAUGGCUUUGAGUGAUGGCGCGCAUUUAUCGAGCGAGGACUUCUCCUACUUUACUCUCCUCCGUCCUGCGACCGCUUCGGAACCCGCAACCUCCCUCUUUGGCAUCUCGUGCACGCGACAGCUCGACGCCUCGCAACUCCUCAACCGCCCCGCCGACGUGACCCGCUCGACGGUUCAGAAGGCCGUCGUCGUGAUCGCCGACACCCCGCAGCACUUUGGCAUGAUGCGCGAGCGCCUCAGCGUCGUUACUCAAGCCUGGUUCGCACAACGCGAGUUCACUGACACCGAGAUACUGCGCCGUUUCCAGGAGAGCCUUGCCGAGGAAAAGGAGCGCGGUUUGCUGACCGAAGAGGAGAGUCGCGACCAAUAUCUCGGCAUGAAUUUGAGGGAGCUGGUGCGCGAGUUCAGGUGGCAGACUUUGGUUUUAUUCAAGUGCUGUUUGUUGCAGCCAAAGAUGCUCUUUUUCGGUUCCCGGUGUGAACGCUUAUGCAUGAUGCAGUUUUCUCUAAUUACUCUGAUACCCGGUCUUAUUCGUAAUCUGAUCGACUGCGCCGACCCGGAGCUGAACAACUACGAGAAGAAUUUGACAAGACCGACGAGCUGCCGCACGAGUGAUCGUAACUCUCUGCUCACUUACAUGGGCCUGCCACUUCAAAUCUUUGGCAAGGGCAGUUUGUUCGGCCCCUACACUCCCCUCCAACAGCUCGACAUUCUCGCCGAUUUCGGGACAAAGUCAUACAUUGUCGGCAGCACAAACUCCCUCCUACUCCAGCAAAAAGACCGUUAUAGCGAUAUUCUCAUCAACCUUGACGAACAUACAGUUAAUGUCACGUCCACUUCCCUCCGCAACGCCCUCGCCCUCUCGGCCGCAGACCGCCGAUGGAUUGACUACCUCACGAAUGAAGUCAACGAAACGUGGGACGAGGCCAACCCGGGACGCCCCAAGACCAUGGGUUACGUCGGCAGCGAGGAGUUUAUCCGCUUACAAUUCCAAGAGUACAUCCUUGCCCUCCUCUCUUCAGUCAAGUACCGCGCCCAUCUGUUAGCGAACCCAAACAACCCGCGCGCCUUGCUUCCGCAUAUUGAAGGCGAUCCCUCACUCGACUUCGGCAACGACUUCAUUGAUUACUGGAUCCGGACCGAGAACCAUCGCAUCUGGAACGCCAAUACCGACUCUCACUUGUUCGACAUCAUCGAGCCGCGGCACCCCUGCGCGGGCGGCUUGACGAUCGACGACGUGCAGAGGCGCAUCGCGCAGCAGGUGCAAGAUAUGCACAUCGACGAGCGCUUGGCCGUGGGAAAGGAAGUGCUGGGACGGAAUUUCGCUGCUGGAAAGGAGAAGGCGUCAACCAUGUUCAACAAGUUCUACGCGGACAUGGAGGCGUUCCGCGAGAAGCGGGCCGAGGAACAGCGUGAGGCCGCGGCGCAGGCCGAGAAGGCCGGCAGUGUGGCUGCUUCGCCCACUGUGGGAACAUCUGCGGAGGCCACCAAACCGCAAGGAGCUGGUCAGUCCAAAGCCGGGGCGUAUGUUAGCUCUUGGGUAACCUGGGCAGGCGAAAAGCGCAAAGCGGGCUGGGGCGGCGGCGGCGGCGGCGGCGGUGCUGGCAGCAACAGGGACAGCACGAGCAGCAAUAAUAGCGGAGGAGGAUACGGCGGUUGGGGUAGGGGAUGGGGCAAAUCCAAGACGGACGCUAGUAAGAAUGGCGGCGAGAAGGACCCGAGAGCCUCUACCUCGUCGUUCGGGACGGAGACGAACGAUAAGAAGGUUCAGGAGAGGAACAGCACCAGCAACCACGAUUUCCGUCCCCUGACGCAGGACUCGUACACGGAGUCGUUGUUUUCGGCGGGGACGGUGGAAUCUGCACCUGGCAGUCCUGAGAGGGAACGCCGACCGCAGUCCAAGAACGGACCGACUCCCGCUGCCGUCGAGACCCCGGUAGCGAAGGCGAGUAUCGAUACAAAGGUAAACGGCGGGGAGGGAAGCGUCCAGAUGGACGCCACUGAGCCUAAGAAAGACAAGGACGAGAGAACCCCUCAAGCCACGACUGUUGCUACUUCCACCACCACCACCAAAGAUGAGCAAAAAGAACAAGCACAAUCCGAAGACGACGAAGAAGAACCCGUCCAGGACACAAAGGCCACGACAGAAGCCGCCGAGGCGGCGAAGGCUUGGGGCGAAGCAUGA